Ogataea philodendri is the source of this 3090-nucleotide messenger RNA. RefSeq lists its product as uncharacterized. The record is from RefSeq and is a predicted model, not a curated record. Gene Ontology annotation, biological process: positive regulation of transcription by RNA polymerase II. Bases 1 to 3090 code for a protein of 1029 amino acids. Gene Ontology annotation, cellular component: nucleus. Gene Ontology annotation, molecular function: transcription cis-regulatory region binding; DNA-binding transcription factor activity. The transcript is spliced from 4 exons. Lineage: Eukaryota; Fungi; Ascomycota; Pichiomycetes; Pichiales; Pichiaceae.
AUGAUGGAUGUGUCUGCAGAGGAGGACAGAAGAACGGUUUUAGUAGGGUGCCAAACGAGACUGGAGAUCCAGUCGUCGUGGCCCAUAAUAAUGGCGUCAAAGUUGACAGAGCACUUGGUUGUGCUGUCGAUGCUGAAAAGAUGCUGUUUGUUCAUUAAAAGACCCAAUUUGUUCGAGUUGUCUGCUUUGGAGAUGGCCUCGUUCACGCAGAGCUUCCAAAGUCUGAUACUUGAUCCAGUCCUCGUGACCGGGGAGGUUGGCCUGGUAUUGCAGCGAGUCGGUUUUGGUGUACGAAAGAACGUGGAAUUGCGGCUUGGAGCCACCGACAAAGAUGACGUAUUUUUCCGGCUCUAUUUCCUCGAUAGCGAGCGAAAGCGGCAUGAAAUCGGGUCCAAUAGUUGUUUCAGCCACACAGACCACCUCUCCUUGGCCAGAAACGGCCCAGACCUUGAUUUUCCCGUCCGCUCCACCAGUGACGAAAAUAUUCUUAGACACGGCCAAAGAGGUGACGCUGGCGGAAUGGGCGUCCAAGCUGGCCACAAGGUCAAAACCAGACUCCCGGUUUGUGUAUUUCCAGACCUUGACAGAAUGGUCCUCGGCCGUAGAGACCAAGAACGACGAUUCGGGGAGCCAUUUGACUGCGACCACAUGCGACGAGUGCGCUUUCAAAGUGGACAAAACACCAAGAUGAACCUGUUCCGGACUCCACAGGGCGAUAGCAUUGCGCGCUCCACCAAGCCGAGCUGUCUGAAUUGCACGAGCUCAGGCCGCAAAUGCGGCGGAUACGGGUUGCGACUUGUUUUCGACGUGGAUGAUAGCCGUAAUCAGAGCGUCGGUAUCCCCACAGAUUCCAAGGGACAGCCGAAAUACGGGUUCCGGGGACGGCCAAGACUGAAAGACAGCGAGGAAAAGGCUAUCAAGAUUGAGAUCGACGACGAUAAGGCGCUGCUCAAGGUGGACCAGCCCAGACAGACCAGAUCAGCCAAAGAGGCCGAGUCUAAGCCUGCAGAGUUGGUUGGGUCUCCAACACGGGUGUUUUCGCCAAACCUACUGUUUGACGACGCCGUUUACGAUGGUCUGGACUAUCUGCUGUCGACCGCAGACGAUUUGAGCUUGUUCAGCUCGGAACAGGUCCACCAACAACAGCAGUACCAUCUGCAACAACUAGAGCAACAGCAGGGCCAGCUCCUGCAGCAGAUCGCCACGCCGCAACAAAUACUCGACCCAGUUGACGAUGACCGCAAACUGAUUACAUUUUCGUCGGAUAUGGACCUCAACGUAUCCAAUCCGCCCGAGGACAACUACAUUCUUAAACAUUUCUUCAACAAGACCAUUUUCCUGUUGGACGCACAUCCGUCUGCUCCGUGGCCCGAGCUGAUGCUCCGGUUUGGCAGCAUCGAGCUGGCCAAGUCGUGUUUUUUGUCCCUGAGCUCUAUCCAUCUGUAUGUUAACAACGGACAGAACGAGUUCUACAAGAAAGGUAUUCUGCACAUCAAUAACACCAUGGAGUAUUUGAUCAAAUACGUCCGGUCGAAAGAUACUUCGCGCAAACAGUCGGAAGAAGAGCCAGAAGAUUCGUCGUUGAACGUGGAAAACAUCGUUAUCAACUUGAAAAACGAAGAAGCCAACGACAGAAAGCAGACCAACUUCUUUGUGAUUCUGCUUUUAUUGUACGUCCAUUUGAUCUUCGCCAUUCUCGAAAGCGGCCGGUCUGCCUUGUCGAGGAUUUUUUUGAAACUGUUCGCGUCUAUCGCCAGAGACCCCCAGUUCAAGUCUGCUUUGAGCCAGAUUGACCAGUCGCAAACGCUGGUCUGUGUUUUCGCAUGGUUUGACACGGUUUCCGCUAUGGUUUCGCCCGACUGUCGCGUGCCGUUCUGCAGUCCCGAGUGGUACGGCACGAAAAGCGACCCGAUCUCCACUGCCAAGAUGAACGGGUGUCCGGGAGAGAUCUUCCAGAUUCUGGCCGAGAUCUGCCAUCUACGAAGCCAAAUCCACCAGGAAACCAUUCAAAAAGACGAAGUUGGCGCCGUUUUCCACGAAUUGAAGCAGAAACUCGUUAAUUACAGAGAUCACGUCCCGCUGGAACUGCCAAACUCGUACUCUUACGAAGAGCGUUUGAAAUCCGCUCAAUGUUGGUCGCUUUCUGCUUUAAUCAAGCUUGAGGAAAUGUGCCAGAUAAACAACCAUUUCCAAGAUACAAUCGAGAGCCUGACAUUGGAGUUCAUCUCCACCUACGAGACAUUGGACUCGGAGUCGCCGAUCGUGACACAGAUGGUUUGGCCCGUGUUCAACGUGGCAUUGUAUUGCAAAAAAGAGCUGUCCAAGCGCAAAUUACGACAGUUCUCUCAAACUCUCUACAAAACGGUCAACAUGGGCACAAUCAAGACGGCCAUGCAAUUGGUGGACGAAGUUAAGUCAAAAUUAAUAUAUCAGCUAGUCUACUUACAAUUUUUGCAUAGCAGCAACGUCAGUAGAUUGGACGUAGUCCUCGAACUCCUCAAUUUGGGCCUGCAGAUCGUCGAUGGAAACCUUCUCGUCCUCAACAACACAGUUGAUUUGGAGCUUCUUGAUACCGAAUCCAACAGGGAUCCAUUGGGAUCCACCCCAGGUCAGACCAUCAAUCUCAAUACUCUUGACGGAAGACAAAAGGGCCUCGAGGUCGGUCUCGUCGUCCCAUGGCUUCACCUCAAGAGUGACAAUAGACUUGGAGGCUGGCUUUGGACCUUUGGCGGCCUUCUUGGCAGCGUACUCAGCCAAUCUCUGUUGCUUGAGCUUCUCGGCCUCCUCGUCAACCUCCUCGUCAGAGGAUCCGAAAAGGUCGACCUCGUCCUCGUCGUCCUCGGCAGCUGGAGCCUUAGCAGCAGCCUUAGCAGCAGGCAAAGAACCAAAGUGCUCGGUGUAAGAAGCAAUGUGGUUGAACCAUCUGGAGAAGUCUGGGUAGCUAGAUUGGAAAGCCUUGUAAGCAGCAACGUCGGCUUGGGUGGCAGAAGUACUGGAAAUGUUAGUAAAAUGCUUGAAAUUCCUUCAGUGGCCGCCCGUAGACGGAUCUCGUUUCUCACUCAUGCUGCGGGUCUUGAAUCCGCCUCAUAA